Molecule: messenger RNA, 831 nt
Organism: Fusarium pseudograminearum CS3096
Lineage: Eukaryota; Fungi; Ascomycota; Sordariomycetes; Hypocreales; Nectriaceae
Exons: 2
Coding region: 1-831 (276 amino acids)
Molecular function (GO): protein binding
Source: RefSeq, a predicted model, not a curated record
AUGACUAUGAUGAGACAAAUCACACGUAAUGGUGCUGUAGUGAUAACAAGAAAGAGAAUCAUCCUCCACCAUGUGAGAUGCACCAACCCGAUCAUUAAUCGCACUGGACUGACAAACCACAGGAUUGAACCAUCUAUCCGUGUCCGUCGGGCAAUCCACGCCAACGAUGCGACCCUUCUGCGCCGAAUCCUCAAGACACACCCCAGCUAUCUCCUAAACCCCGAUUCCUCCCCUUCCGGCCUAUCCAACUCGAAUAUGCACCUGGCGGCUUCACUAGGUCACCACGAAGUCUGCGCAGUACUGUUAAAGCUCGGUCACGAGGAUCCAUGCCCUGCUCUCAACGAAAGCCACCAAACCGCAUUGAUGCUCGCCGCAGCUGGUGGGCAUACCGAAGUCGUCCAAAUUCUCUGCGAGCACGACAAAACAUGUAUUCUUCGUCGCGACGUUCGAGGCCGCGAUGCCGUCAUGGAGGCUAGUCUCGGAGGACACGAUACCAUACUACAGCUCCUCCUUACCUACGUUCCCGGUGGACCUUAUGAUGCAGUUCGCCGCGCAGAUGUUGAAGGAAAUACAGCACUGCAUUUUGCGAGUGGAAACGGAAACCUGCUGGUACUACGAACGCUGCUGGCGGCGGGCGCUGACAUACACAAACGAAACAUCUGGAGUUGGACUCCGGCUGCAUACAGUGCUACUGUGCAGGCUGAGGUCUAUUUGAAGGGCUUGGUCAACGAAGUUGGGAAGCUACAACAGCAGCAACAGAAACGAGAGAUUGAAUCGGCCAAGAAGGGCGGUGGAGUUCGAGUUGUUGAAUCCACAAGCGAUGAAGAAUGA